AUGGCAACAACCAGAGGAGCUAAUGCAGCAGCGGCUGCGGUCAGCAUCUACAUCCUGACAUUCAACUGUGGCAAAACCGGCAUCGCCGUCGACGCCUUCGCCUCCCAGCUCUUCUCGGGCCUCUCCUCCCCACAGCUGCCCGAUCUCCUCGUCCUCUCCCUCCAAGAGAUAGCUCCUAUACCGCACUGCCUGAUCGGCGGAUCCUUUCUCGUGCCGUACUUCGCGCGCUUCCACGAUGCCGUGGAGAGGGCUUCCCGGAGAGCGGCAGGGACGACGGACGACGCCGAGGGGAGGAUCUACCAGCCGGUGGCAGCGAGGAACCUGGGUAUGACGGGGGUGAUGGUCUUUGCGAAGGACGGCGAUGCCAUCUCUGACAUCGAGACUGGCGGGGUCGGGGUCGGCUACGGGGAGAUGGGGAAUAAAGGAGCGAUGGGAGUCCGGUUUACAUACCACGGCAAUGGGACGUCGACGGAGCUGGCGUUCGUAGCAGCACAUCUCGAAGCGAUGGAAUGGAAUCUCGAGCGCCGGAAUGCAGAUUGGAAGAACAUCGUUCGGGGGCUGGUAUUCUCGUCGAAGUACGCAUAUGGUAUGAGCGAUGCGACAUCUCAGUCAGCAGGAGAAAGACCGCUGCUUUCGAUAUCGCCGCGAAAUGCGUCGAUGUUUAAACCUACAUCCCACCUCUUCUUCGCCGGCGAUUUGAAUUACCGGACUUCGACCAUGUCUCCCUCGCCCACCGAUCACAAAGAUACCUUUCCGCAGCCGUAUCACGGCAAGUCUUCGCCAAACCACUAUUCCAAACUCUUUGAAAACGACCAGUUGAAUCAAGAGCGCUUAGCAGGACGGACAUGUCACGGUUUGACAGAAGCGCCCGUAAGAUUCCCCCCUACAUACAAGUACAAGCUCCAAGAUCCAUUCAUGACGCCCGACGACGAGUUGUCCAAGUGGCACUGGGCGCCUCACCGGUGGCCCUCGUGGUGCGACAGGAUACUCUACCUCGAUCUCCCGCCCUGGGUCAAGCGCAGCCACCCAGACGCCAAAAUCAUCGUACGUCAGUACUCGGCCCUCCCACUCCUGCCGACUACGGAUCACAGGGGAGUUGCACUUGAGGUUUCCGUCCCACUGCUGCCGAUCCCGCCGCCGCGGGAGGAUGAAGAAGGCGAUGAUCCGCGCAUCAGGCCGCCGUUUGAGGUCCAUGUGGACUGGAAGCGGAACCGGGAGCGGGCGCGGAUGAUGGAGUUGGUGGUGGGGUUUGCCAUGUACUUCACGACGACGAAGGAAGGGGGUGCCAUUGCGGUGGCCAUGGUUGUGGGGGUGGCGGGGGCCUUUUACGCUCUCCAGACGAGCUGGGAGAUGUGA
Drepanopeziza brunnea f. sp. 'multigermtubi' MB_m1 is the source of this 1356-nucleotide messenger RNA. RefSeq lists its product as uncharacterized. NCBI's taxonomy places the organism in Eukaryota, Fungi, Ascomycota, Leotiomycetes, Helotiales, Drepanopezizaceae. The record is from RefSeq and is a predicted model, not a curated record. Gene Ontology annotation, biological process: phosphatidylinositol dephosphorylation. Gene Ontology annotation, molecular function: phosphatidylinositol-4,5-bisphosphate 5-phosphatase activity.